AUGAUUUUUAAGAAAGUAUCCAUUGAUCCCUCUUUGCUGAAAAGGCUGAGCAAAGAAGGACUAGUAUCCGUUGAAGUUGCCAAAGCGAGCGACAUAAAAAUACUAAACAAAGACAAUGUGGAAAAAAGUACAAAAAAAAAUAAAGAUUUGAAAAAGAAAAAAAAAAAUAACAAACUCAGUAAAGUUAAAAAAAAAACAAUUACAAAAAAAGGAAAAGAAGACAAAAACGAAAAAAAAAAUAAUGAAAUAACUACAUCUGUAAAAUCAAAUGAAACAGUUCAGACAAUUGAAGAUAGCCAGGAGGAUAGCCCAAAGCCUAAAGUUGGAGUAAAAAGAAAAAGAAAAAGAGUGCGAGGAAAAAAAAAAAAAAAAAUUAAAAUUAAUAAAAGUGUAUCUGAAAAAAAGGAAAAUAAUGUAGAACCCAAAAAUUAUGAUAAAGAUAUGAAUAACCAAAGUAACGAAGAAGAUAACAUAAAAAAGGAUGAUCAAAAAAAGAAAAAAAUAUUUGAUAUUGAAGAAAUUAUAAAGAAUGAAGAAAAUUUUAAAAAUAUAAAAGAAAUAAAAUAUAAAAUACAUUGUUCUAAAUGGAAUAAAAAUAAUGAAUUAAAUAUACCUCACACUAUAAUGAAAUCAUUAUAUGAUCAUAAUUUUUUUAGUCCUAGAGAAAUACAAAAUAAAACAUUAGAACAUUCUAUAAAUGGAAAAAAAGAUAUAAUUGUUGUAUCAAAAACAGGAACAGGAAAAACACUAACAUUUUGUUUGCCCAUAUUAAGUAACAUAUUACAAAAUAAGUUAAAAGAAUUUCAUACUAAAAAACAACAAAUAAAUAAUAACACAAAAAAAGCAAAUAAAAAAACAAGUCAAAAAUUCCGAUGCCUAAUAUUAGUACCAACACGUGAAUUAGCUGUUCAAAUCUUAAAUCAUUUUAAUUAUGUUAAUAAAUAUAUUAAUAUAUAUAUUAUAACAAUUAUAGGAGGAUUAAAUAUUAAUAAGCAACUAAGACUAAUAUCAAAGAAACCAGAAAUUGUUAUUUGCACUCCUGGACGACUAAAAUAUUUUUUACAAUUAGAAGAUAAAAUUAAUUAUUUGUGUAACAUGAAAAAUGUAAGAUAUUUUGUUUGUGAUGAAGUAGAUAAAAUGAUUGAAACAUCUUUUAUAAAUGAUAUCCAUUUUAUUUCAAAACAUUUAUAUAAAUCGGUGGAUGAAAAAAAAAAAUUUAUUCAAACUUUUUUACUAUCUGCAACAUUAAGUUUAACAGUUCAAUUACAUAAUGAAAAUAUGGCCAAACUAUUAAAUUAUGUUUCAAUAAGAAAAGAUAAAUCAUACAUAAUUGAUUUAACAAAUGAAAAUGAGGCUAGCCAAAACAACAUGGCAAUUUCUAAUAAUAAUGAUAUAACCCAUGGAAAGACUACAGUUUUACCUGAUCACUUAACACUAAAUAUAAUUAAAUGUGAAAAAAAAAUUAUUUUACAUAAACUUUAUUAUUUAUUAAAGUUUUAUAUUUUAAAGGAUUUACAAACUAAUACAGUUAAAAAAAUUAUUAUAUUUCUUAAUACAAUUAAAUUAGUAAAAGAUGUUAGUACAAUAUUUAAAUAUUUAUUUUUUGAUCCUGGUUUAGAGUCAUCUAUACCAAAUAAAUAUAAAACAAAUUUAUUUUUGUCUAAAAAAAUUAAUAUAUAUUCAAUUCAUUCGAAACAAAAAUUAAAAGAAAGAAUUCAAAGUGUAUCCAAAUUUACAGAAUCAAAUAAUAGUUCUAUUUUAUUUUGUACUGAUGUUAUGAGUCGAGGAAUAGAUCUAAAUAAAUGUGAUUUAAUUAUUCAGCUUAAUUGCCCAAUCUCAGAUAUUACAUUUGUUCAUAGAUCGGGUCGGACCGCUCGAAACUUGAAAGAAGGUGAAUGUAUUUGUUUUAUCACCGAUGAUGAAAUAUCUAGGUGGAAUAUUUCACUCAAAAAAAUCGGAUUGAAUUUAGAAAAUCUUAAGGAAUAUGAACAUGUCAAAACUAUAGAAAAUAUUGAAUUUACAAAAAUAAAUAAAGCAAUUGGAUAUUGUAAUGAAAUAUUACAAUUACAAAAUAAAAUAAAAAGUAAUAAAGAAAAAAUGAAUUUAAAUAAACUAGCCAAAGAUGCAGAAUUAUCAAAUGAUGAUGAUUUAACAUCAGAUUCAGACAAUCCAUUACCUAAAAAAACUAAUGACCAUAUUCUUAAAAAUCUAUUUCGUUUAAAAAAACAAUUAUAUACUACUCUCUAUCAAGAAUAA
Molecule: messenger RNA, 2256 nt
Organism: Plasmodium vinckei vinckei
Lineage: Eukaryota; Apicomplexa; Aconoidasida; Haemosporida; Plasmodiidae
Product: ATP-dependent RNA helicase MAK5, putative
Exons: 3
Coding region: 1-2256 (751 amino acids)
Biological process (GO): rRNA processing
Cellular component (GO): nucleus
Molecular function (GO): nucleic acid binding; ATP binding
Source: RefSeq, a predicted model, not a curated record